This is a messenger RNA of Amyelois transitella, 8892 nucleotides long. It is a transcript of the gene orb2, whose product is annotated as cytoplasmic polyadenylation element-binding protein 2. The record is from RefSeq and is a predicted model, not a curated record. Lineage: Eukaryota; Metazoa; Arthropoda; Insecta; Lepidoptera; Pyralidae. Gene Ontology annotation, molecular function: mRNA regulatory element binding translation repressor activity; ribosome binding; translation factor activity, RNA binding. Gene Ontology annotation, biological process: negative regulation of cytoplasmic translation. The transcript is spliced from 10 exons. Bases 28 to 1311 code for a protein of 427 amino acids. Gene Ontology annotation, cellular component: neuron projection; synapse; nucleus.
CAUACCGCGGGUCGGACGCAUGCCUUUAUGGGUGAGUUACAGUACCCCGGCGCGCCUGGCGUCGACGACGAAAGACAGUAUAGGGCUCCCUUCAGAAGGGCUCCUCAGUACAGAUGGCCUGCGCCCCAACCCCCGCAGCCCUCGGCCUUCGCCCCGUGGCGCAGGGCUCCGGCCCCGCCGCGGCCGCCCGACUACCGACGUAGUGCCUCAUACCCUGGGAAGCCAGAUGAGCCGUUUCAAGAAAGAGGGGGAUUGGACAACAUGCGGUCAUUAGAACAUUAUUUAACCGAUAUAAUGAGAGCGGACACGUCAGAUCACAUGAAAGGCAAGUCGCCGUUUUUCCCAGGCGUGGAGGAGGCGGCGGUGGCGGCGGGCGCCGCGGGCGCCGGCUCGCCCUCCGUGCCCUCGGACCAAGCGCAGGAUGUCGUGUCCAGGCUCAGUGCGGCUGGUCUAUCCAUGUGCGUGAGCGCGCUCGGCUCGCCCGCUCGCUCGUCGCCCGUCUCCGCCGGCUCGGAGCACGGCGAGCGGUUCAGUAGGAAAGUGUUCGUUGGGGGCCUACCACCAGACAUUGACGAGGAUGAGAUAACAUCUUCGUUCCGGCGGUUCGGUCCGCUGGUGGUGGACUGGCCCCACAAAGCGGAGAGCAAGAGCUACUUCCCGCCUAAGGGUUACGCGUUUCUACUGUUCCAGGACGAGAGCUCAGUGGCCGCGCUGAUGGAGGCCUGCAUCACGGACGAGGACAAGCUGUACCUGUGCGUGUCGUCGCCCACCAUCCGCGACAAGCCCGUCCAGAUCCGGCCGUGGCGGCUCGCCGACGCCGACUUUGUGCUGGACGCCAGCAUGCCCCUGGACCCGAGGAAGACUGUGUUUGUGGGCGGGGUGCCGCGUCCGCUCAAAGCUGUGGAGCUGGCGAUGAUAAUGGACCGGCUGUACGGCGGCGUGUGCUACGCCGGCAUAGACACUGACCCCGAGCUCAAAUACCCCAAGGGCGCGGGCCGAGUGGCGUUCUCCAACCAGCAGUCGUACAUCGCGGCGAUUUCUGCGCGAUUCGUGCAGUUGCAACACGGCGACAUUGACAAGCGUGUUGAGGUGAAGCCGUACGUGCUGGACGAUCAGAUGUGUGACGAGUGCGCGGGCGCACGCUGCGGCUCAAAGUUCGCGCCGUUCUUCUGCGCCAACGUCACUUGUCUGCAGUACUACUGCGAGCACUGCUGGGCCACGAUCCACUCGCGGCCGGGGCGCGAGUUCCACAAGCCGCUCGUGAAGGAAGGCGCGGACCGCCCGCGCGCCGUGCCCUUCCGCUGGUGUUAGUGACGUCGCGGCGAGUGGUAGAGAAUGGUGGAGAGUGGUAGAAAGUGGGCAACACUGAGUGUGGUGUAUUUUUGUUGUGUGGAAAAACCGGGUGAAAGGUAUAAUUUGUUUUCUUAACGAUUGUCUGCUCUCUCUUUUUUUUAAAGUUAACCGAAUGAUUUAAUAUAAGGUCAUUGUCAACGUUUGUGAAUAAAUGUCUCUACGAGACUAAUACCUUAGCAGUUCAAUGAACCACUAAAUGACACUAACCAUACUUUGUUAUAAAUUGGUUUAACUUUUGUAAGCCUUUAUUAGCAACAUCUUGGUCGUUAAAAAUUUUGUCGCUUUGAUUUGAGAUACACCACACGUCGUUAGCGACAUAAAAAUGUGUGGCAACUACAUUAUUCAUCUCUCGCGACCUUUAUAAAAACUAAAAACAUAAUGAGCCACAGAGGCACUAACCACUUUCUACCACUCUUUACCCGGAAUCGUAUUUUAUAUGGUAGCUUCCUAUCCUACCCACACUGCUUGUACUUUAAAACAUCAGAGUAUCAUCAAAAUACGGUUCUUUGAGACCUUACCAAAUACUUCAGGAACAGACAGACUUAAAAUCUACUCUGGAAAGUUAGAAAGAAGCCCACGUAUCAACUGACCGGGCUAGAUUUUUCUUCUAUUUGGUAGCAACUAGCUUGUUGCUGGCAACACUGUGUUUUUAUUUUGCAAAAACACAAUGUUGCUAAUUAGUGACUACCGGAUACGACAUUUUCCGAUUCGGAUGCCAAUUCUUUGGCUGUAGAGAAAUAAACAAUUUAAUAAGCAACAUUAUCCAAUGUUUAAUAUUAAGCAGAAUAUUAUAGAGUUCAAGUACAAGGCGUUAGUUUGCUUUGUCGCUGCCUCGGCGAUUGCUAUGCUCUGUACUUUUAAAGGUAUUGCCAGUGUAUAAAAAAACUGCUAAGUUAGUAGUUUUUUCAUUCGCCGGGGAGGCGAUGGCGUAAACCAUUAUUCGAUUUAAGCAAAAAUAUGUAUUCCAAAACUUAGCUAGUUGUCCGUUUGGAAAUAAGCUCCACCUUGAAACGAAGUGGUGCCCUUAGACCAUCGACAGGUUUUGACUAGUCGCAUGAAUUCGUACGCUCACUUUCGUAAGAUAUUAUUGUAUAAGGCAUAAAGUGUCUGAUUUCUCGAUAUAAAAAGAAAUAUAAUUGUACCUGUGUAGCUAGAAUGAAUUUCCUAAGGUUUUUCUCUCGAUUUUCUUAUUGGAUACUGUUGCGGAUGAUUGUCGGUUCGUCCAAUUCGGUUGCUAUGCGAUUCGUGUCGGUCUUAUUUCAGUAUUUGAAGCCUGAUUAUGUUCACUUGUUUUUGGUAGAAAUGGGUUUUUGUUUUCUGACUUUGAAUGUCUCAUAUUGAAAAUGGACUUUUUGCUGAAGUUAUCUAUAGCGGCGCAUCUUAUUCAUCGGAGUGCGAGGCCGUGAUGUUAAGCUAAAUUCAGUCUUGUUUCGAUUCACACCGAACGCUCAAUUUACCUUGAUAUCAAUGACCCGAUGACAUCGGGUAAGAAUUCGAUUUACUUUCACGCUAACGGCCCACAAGUCUAUUUGUCCAUAUCUUUGAAUGGGAUUUCAUUCGUUCGUUUUUCGUUUCCUGGGAGGUGGUAGGAACUCGUUAGUACAAACUUGUUACCAAUUUGGCUGUACGUCCGUUUUAUCGCGGGCAUUUCAGUCCUCAAAAGCGAGACGUUGAGAUUAAUUUAUCUGAAUGCUAUUGUGUAUUCUUCGGCUGAACGGAUUUAGAACUGCAACUCUCGUCUCGUCUUCUGGGACCGUAUGUAAGCCUAUUGUACAGUCUCGCAAAAACCUUGGCGAAUCGUUGCGCCACCAACCUCGAAUAUUGAAAACUACGACUUUUUGUCGGGAUUGUACAAUAGUGAUUAGCGUAAAAUGUUAUUUAUAAAUGAUAUUUUUUCGAUCCGCCGGGAUAGUGCAAUAGACGGUAGGAUAGUGUUAUAGAAAUAUUAUUGUAACCAAUUUCCUAGGUAUAUUAUAAUGAUGCGGUUUUGCUUGCAUUCUUAUAGCACUCUUGUUUUUAAUCAUCUGGCACUUUCAUAUUAAUUCUAUUGGAAGAACGUGAUGAUUGGAUAACAUUAACUCUUGCUAGAGUUGAAUUGAAAAGUGCUAUACUAAUGUUAGUUUCGUUGUUAAAACAAACUUUGAUUUCGUAUGUACUUAAACAUUUGUUCAUCGAUCUUGCGACAACGGCUUGUUUUAUUCUGAAUAAGAAUUUGAGAAUAAUUUUCGACUUAUUGUUAUUUAGAAUGAGAUUUGCCCGUUUAAAGAUUAUUAACAAAUUAAUCGGUAAAGGCACCGUAUCCCGAUCGACCACGGACGUUUUAUAGACUGUAGUAAAAAGACUUGCGCGAAUUUUUUGAGGGUUUUUUCAUGAUUUUGAUGCGGUUUUUUCGUGUUGUGUAUCUUUUUCAGAAUUAAAUGAGGCUUGAUAGUGCCUUGGUAUUGCGACUGCGUACGGCGUACCCCUCCCUAGUGUGAGAAAAUGUUGAGAACAUCAUCUGAGCUCAACUAUGCUGUUGAUUAUCUGAAUUUUGAAGUCCUUUUUUACUCGGUUGAUUCGACCCAACAUGCAACCGUUGUCGCUGCUAAAUAGAGACUGGGUUAUACCGUCUCUAAUAACAAUAUCGUUUUGACUCGCGACGCCGAUUUUCGAACUACACACCUUCAAAUGUUUGGGCACGCGUUCACCUUAAAAAAACAAUUAAGGAUGGAAUUUAAAGGCGCGCUUUGCUCGCCCCAAGCUAACGUUUCUGUAGGCUUUAGCAAAAUUAAGAUUGUUCAUUAACCAUUCUCUUGGCACGAGCAAAAUGAGCCCCGUUUCGAUUUUUCUAAACGUUAAGUAGGUACAAUUUCUAUUAUAACUAAAUAGAGAGCAUUUUAGUAAAAAUAUUUGCCAUAAUACGAAAGCUGCGAUGACUUUUCCGUCGCCGCCAACAAAUAAUAUGACACAAUGUUCAACUAAAUCAAUUAAAUGGUAGACAAGAAUAUUUGCAAGAAUUAUAUUUUCCUAGUAUUUAGAAUAUGUAUGUAUAUGGCGACACGAAAAGUCACGUAGUUGUCUCGUUACAGAGUGGUCACAUGCGGCGUGACGUAACGUUAACUCUAGUUAUAGAAAAAUAUUUAGUAGAUUCAGUAAUAGCGAAUAAACGAUCUCAGGUCGUUUUCUCUUUAUAAAUUGAUAACUAGAAAUUUCCUAGACAUUUUUGAACACGCCUUAAGUACGCCCCAGACUCUCACCUCACUCGCUUGGCACCUCGAUUUUUACCGCUCAGACGGUCCCAGCGUAAUUGUUUACUGCAUUUUCAAUUAAAUUUCCACUUUGGUAGAUGUAUUUUUUUUAGUUGCAAUACUUCAUAAAAUUUAAUAAAAGAAGAAUAUUAUUUAUGCCUCUGAAUAGAUGUGUGAUCAUUUGCUUUUUUAAUUUAUUUUUAAUCAUUUUCGUGCAUUUGAUGUAAAGUUUUUUUUUUUUGAUGAAAUUGCUCAAAUAUAUUUGGUGAAAUUGUUUGGUGCCCCCUAAUCCUCCUGUGAACUAGUGAAGAGGCGGGACGCGUGAGUGUGAUGUGUGGUCGCCCUGUCCCAUUUUGUAUUUUUGUAUUUUUAUAAAAAACGACAAUUGUGAAUUCGGACGUGUUCUUUUUUUACUUUGCGCGCAACGUUAGUAGCUGUUGAACGCUUGGGUGACUUGAUUUUUUUUAAUGGUGUUGGUCUCCACGACCUAACGGAUCUUCAAGUGGUGCACUGUCACUCGGGACCUUCAGAUUAUAACAACCAUUGAAUAAGAUUUGAAGUUAUUAUAAUAAUUCUUUAACUUAAAUGUCUUAUAUUAAACUGACGGUCCCACCUUUAAGGUCUGUACAACCCAGCGAUUAAAAACUUAAUUGGUGUUAGAUUUUAUAAACCGAGGUGUGUUUGGGAUAUGUGGUCUCUGCGUUUAGAUUUCUCAUAGCGCUAGAAGCUGUUUGUAGUGAUGGCGGGUGUCGACGUCGGCUGUAAUGUUGUUCAUGGAGACUCAUUGCGAUGUCUUUCAAUGAGCAGUAUAAGCCGCUAGUUUGCAAGGAUUGUGUGUAAUCUAGUUGAAUUGAAACACGGGAGAAGAUUCAUUGGCUUCGUUGUUUUGUAGCCCCCGACCAGGUAUCAGAUACGGCGGUUAUCAGCCAUAAUUAUGAUGCUGCCUUUGGUGAUUUGGUGGCGCUAGCGUCGACAUGAGCAUGUGUUUAGUGUUGCCAAACUUGACUUUACUUUCUACCGUGACCAGGUAGAGAGGUAUUUCUUAAUUUGAAUUUGUGUACUCGUCGGGGGUGUAUUAAUUUUAUAAAGUUUAUUAAUUAUUGUCUUAUUGAUUGUUCGUCCCGCAGUGUUUUGACAUGUUUUAGUUUUUAGACGAAGUUUGCGUUUGGAGUACCUAUUAGGUUUUUUAAGUUCGGAAGUUUCUGCGGGCCGAUAUGUUUUCAUUUGUUUGUUGAGCGAUUAUUACACAGUGUAACAUUAUUUGUAAACGUCUGAGUUUAAAUGGCAAUAUUUUUAAAGUAUUGCGUUGUCUGAGGACGUUUGAGAAAAUGGCACUGUGUAUUAAGCGCUAUAGUUUGUAGGCUGUUUUUGCUUCCUCGUUUACGCCGCUUCGCGGGUCUGUUCUUGUUGUAAUAAAUUGUUGUCGCCAGCGCGCGGUCGAGUGUGUGUGAUUAGAUUGAAUUCUUUUAUUUUAGACGUAAUCUCGUGGUUUCAUAUCACUUGCUGCGGCGCACCGCGGGGGGCAUUGUCAUUCUUUAAUAUUCUAUGAAGUAUUUAAUAGCAUGUGUACAUUGUUUUGUCAUAAAAUUUGUACUUGAUAUUGUAGCUAACUUGACGACUUGUUGUUGUUGAUGACAAUCGAUGUUCAACCCCUCGUUGUUUCAGAGUGACUUUUUUUCGCACUUUUUCACUUGCAUGUAAAUAGGUUCAUACGUUGAACUUUUCUUAGUAAAAAUUAAAAAAAAAAUAAAAAUCCGCAUAAAUAAGGUUUUUUACGAUUUACGGCGGCGGACCGUGUUAGAGAAAUUUUUGUCUUGGCGUUCGCUUACGGGCGCUCUGUAAAUUGUGCUAGGGUCUCUAGUGAAAUUACAUAAUUUUUAAAGAAUAGCGAAUGGUAGUGCAAUUCAUUAAAUACAUUACCUAGUUGUGUAUGAUAAUAUAAUGAGAAAAUAGUACCUAAAUACAUUAAAAAGUUGCUAGACAAUAUUGUUUUGAAGUUUUCCUGCACCGUCGUCGGUUUUCACGUUUCAUUAUUUAAUGUUAAUACUCGUGUUUUUGACUAAUAGGUGCAUUGAAAUUAUUUUUUUAAUAGACUUUAUAAGCCAACUCCACGGUAAAUAAACAUUGUUCUAUUCUUUUUCUAUCUGGGAGUCGGUUUGAAUAUCAUUUAAAUUGAUUUGACAUAAGAUUUAUAUAUUUUUAUAGACAGUUAUUUCAGUGACUUGUUAAAUAGAAUCCAUUUCGUUAAAAAUUAUUUGCUACAAUCAUUUUUGUAACGCAUUACAUUCGGUUCGGUAUUCUUUGGUACCGACAGGCGUGGAUGUGCAAUAUUUUUUUAAUGAAUUCGUCGAAGCUAUAAAACAUUUGUUGUUCAUCCACGUCUGGCUGCACCACACAUUUGACUUUUUUAAACUAGUGACAGCUUUAGUGAGAGAUAUUUAAGAUUAAUUUAAGCCUUGUUUUUAGAAUAAGCACACGGUAUUAAACACUAUAGUUUGUAAAACUUGUACCGAACCGAGUGGAUUUUUUUUUACUGGGAAAUUUCAAUGUUUUUAUGUAUUCCAGGUAUCUAAUGUGUUUCUAUGCUUUUGUAUGUAGUCGGAUUGUUCAUGCAGUUGAGACUAUUGUGGAGACAUUAAAAUGAAUUUGAAAUCUUUUUCCUGUGUUUCAUCUUGUAGUUUGUGUGUGGGAUUCGUGCAAUCGGUUUUCUUUGUGGUUUGUCGCACACGGUCGAGAGACGCUAGGGGUGUCAUGUAAUUUGCUAUGAACUAGCAGUAUAAUGGAAACCCAAUUUUCCCACCAUGAGAACUUACUAAGUGGAUUACAGGCGUGGUUAUUCACAAAUAACACUCGAAUGUCGCUUUUUACCAAACGAGAAAUUAAGACAUGUGACCAACUGAUUACCUAUGGUCUAUCGAUAAACUAAUUCCUGCCUCUACGCAAUAAAAAGUACAUUACACACCUACUCUAAGCGCCGCAGUCUAUUGAUCGUGUGUGAAAACCAAAUUCAUGCUUUUGACACAUCGUAAUUUGUGUGCAUCUCCAAAUUUUGACCAAAGAUUCGUCCAAAGACGACACCAAAAAGACAGGGCGAUAGUGCCCAGUGAUUUUUUUUAUUUAAUUUCUGGAGAUAGCCCAGCCGCGGAUAUGAUUUGAUUCCAAUUUUACUUAAAGUAAAGAAUAAUCAUCAAGUGUUACAAGAAAAUUUUCAGCAAUAACAAAUGUUGACAUUUCUGCACAGACAUGUAAUUUUUUUUUUAAUCUGUGCAUUUGUGCGACUGAUGAAAAGUCUAUCGACAACAUAAAAUCAUAUCUGCACCUGUUUGCUUUUUAAAAUCAUAUCUCAUCUCUAUCAUCCGCUUCUUUUGAUAUAUUUUUGAAAUUAUGCCUAUUUAUAUUUUUUACCGUUUUUUAUUACAUUUUUUUUAUUUAACUAGUUGUUCAUUGUAGUUGUUUUAUAUUUUUUAUUAUUAGUGUUUAGUAGUUUAAUAAUUCAGUAUUUUUCCAAGUUUUCUAUAAGUAAUUUUACACUGCAAUAGAUUAAGCUUUGCCAAUAAAUGAAGGCAAAUUGCACAUUGGCCAUAAGAAAUUAAAUUUAAGGUUAAUCUAUUAUAUUUAACAUUCGAAUGAAAAUAGUGAAAAAAAUGUAAAAAAAUCGUUUUGUCGGUAAAAUAAAAUUGCAAUGUAGAUUCAGAAAUUUCUAAAUCAGAGCUUUACUGGUAAGAUUAUUAUGUUUAUUUUACAGUUUUUUUCCCCUAUAAUAAAUUGUGGUUAACACCCUAAAGUUUUUAUAUAUUUAUGUAAAAAUUUGUAGACGUAACUACGUAGUUUGAAUUUACCUGUUUUUCAUUUAUUUUUAAUGAGAGUGAAUUAUAUUUUUUUGUUGUUUGAAAUAAUAGUAUUAAUUAUUAUAAUAGCGUUAUGUGUUACCUGCAAGGGAAUAAUCGAUAAUCAACGUUGGCUUAGGUCGGUCACAAGCGUGCGAUGCAUCGACUUGACCACUUAUAGCUGUAGUUAGGACCACUAGUCGCCCGUCUGUGGUCGUCCUUAGUCACAAUUUGCCAACGUGAUAUUGGAAAGAAAUUGCGAUUUUUAGACAUUUUCAAUUAUAAGUGAUUACGCGAAGAAACCCGGUUUCGUCUCAAGACAAAUAUAUUGAUGAUCAUCCGCGGAGACUGGUCUUCUUUGUGUAAACACGCUAAUCCCUGCAGGUCUGUAGGUAUUGUUUAAAACUGAAAUACUUGAAUUUUUAUAUGAAUUUUAUUAUUAUAAUAUGGUAUUUUACUAAAUAUUAGUCCAAUAUUAAAUCUUU